Molecule: messenger RNA, 2646 nt
Organism: Schistosoma bovis
Lineage: Eukaryota; Metazoa; Platyhelminthes; Trematoda; Strigeidida; Schistosomatidae
Source: the annotation of a GenBank genome assembly
AUGCUGGAAAACCUUGGGAUGUUGGAUUCUCCUUCUGGCGACUCGAAUGCUUUGAAGAAAGAUGUGUCUGACUUGAUGGCAGAUGCACGUAAAUCAAGGAAAGCAGUUUUCAGACGAACAAUCGAUUAUAAUGCUUCCGCUAUCAACUACCUUCAAAACAGAAUUUGGGUCAGUAGGGACAUAGACCGUCCAAUGCUUCAGCCGGAUUACUUGUGGAGUCCUAAGUUGUGUCCUCCUAGGAGCUACAUGGAUUCUCCCAUGAAUUGCGUCAUGUCGAAGCCUGUUCGUACAUCUACUAAUAAGAAUAAAUGUCCUAUAUAUUGCGUUUGUUGGACACCUGAAGGGAGGCGGUUGAUAACAGGAGCUUUCAGUGGUGAAUUUACUUUGUGGAACGGUUUGACGUUCAAUUUUGAGACUAUUUUACAGGCCCAUGAAUCGCAAAUCCGUUGUAUGAAAUGGUCUCACAACGAAGAAUGGUUACUCACUGCUGAUCAUUCUGGAUAUGUAAAGUAUUGGCAAGCUAAUAUGAACAAUGUUGAAAUGUAUCAAGCACAUAAGGAACCAAUUCGUGGCGUAAGUUUUUGCCCAUUCGACAAUAAAUUCGUUACCUGCAGUGAUGAUUCUACCGUACGUAUUUGGGAUUUUCAUCGUUGUGCUGAGGAGCGCGUGCUCCGAGGUCACGGUUCUGAUGUUCGUAGUGUAGCAUGGCAUCCUGUCCUUUCUCUUAUAAUAUCUGGUAGCAAAGAUGCACAGCAACCUAUCAAAUUGUGGGAUCCCAAAACAGGCGAAUCUGUAUCUACAUUGUAUGUACAUAAAAAUACAUGUACAGAUGUUUCUUGGAAUGAUAAUGGCAACUGGUUCUUAACUGCAUCCAGAGAUCAUUUGAUUAAAUUAUUUGAUCUACGCAAUCUUAAAUCAGAGUUACAAACUUUUCGGGGUCAUAAACGUGAUGUCAUGCGUGUUGCAUGGCAUCCAUUUCAUGAAUCCUUGUUUGUAAGUGGUAGUGCUGAUGGUGCUAUUUUUUACUGGCUCGCUGGGACGGAUACUGAACUUGGAGCUGUAGACAACGCUCAUGAAAGCAUGAUUUGGAGUCUCGCUUGGCAUCCGUUUGGACAUAUUUUAGUUUCUGGGGCAAAUGAUUUUGCCACAAAAUUCUGGACGCGCAAUCGGCCAGGUGAUGUUCUCAAAGAUACAAUUAGUGCAGUUGGUCCAGAUAACCUUGUUCAAGCCGUCAGUGCAACAAAUUUAUUAGCUAACACAUAUUCAUUUGGAGACCCAGAAGUAGUCGAUAAUUCAUUUAAUAUUGACCUGUUUAAAUUACUCACGGAGACACCUAUCUCCUCCAACCGGAUAGAUACUCUUGAUGAUUUAGCAUUUUCUACUAAUCCAAAUGACUUGAGCACAACUGAAAUACCCGGACUUAAUGAAGGACCGGUAACAGACUUAAACAUAACUGAUACUGAUGAUCCUGAAGAGCGUGAGAAAAACAAACUCCGGAGUUCUCGGACUAUUCCGAAGGAAUUUGCUGCCAAUUGGGCAAGUACACGGAUCACAGCAAUGCCAACUGUAAUGAUGGCCACACCGAGUCCGUCAGCAAUCGCUGCUGCAGCCGCAGCGGCGGCUGCUGCUGUCAGCAAUCUAAAUGCAACGCCGCAGUAUUUGCCUCCAGUUAAACCACCCGCUUUGAAUAAAGAAAGGCUAGCGCAAAGUGCUGCCCCAAUCAACCCAUCAGAACCUGAAGCUAUCGUAGAUCAAAUACAAGACAGAGGUUUUUGUAAGCCCAACCAAACACCCUUUGUUGAGCAACCAAUUAGUGAGAUGAACAAUGGCGUUUCCACUCAUAAGUAUGACCAACCACCUUUCUCAGAACCACUGCCACCGAGGGUUUUGGAACAACAUGUACCGAUUCCUGAACAUAAUGUAGACCUCAGAAAUAAUACAAACCCAUCAUUAGACUGGAAUCAACGAAAUGAAGAACUCUCUUUACAAACUGAACACAACGCACCUUUACAAACAGAACAACCAAACAAUCUAUACCGCGAGCCAUUCAGUGGGCCUCCGCAACUGUAUAACGAACAAGAGAACUUUUUGGAAUCAAAGCCAUUUCCCAGGCAUAGAGAAGACAGAGAUUACAGAGAUCAUGAACACAGCGAGCAAUUUAACCGGCCUUUUCCUGAAAAUGACCAUUACUUUAAUGGACCUCCUGGUGGCUUCAACAGUGGAUCGUAUGGCCAUCAUAAUCGUAAUAUGAUUCCUAACGAUCAAAUGCAUCCAGGAGAAAGGGGUCGACCAUUUUCUCCUAAUAUGGAGAAAUAUCCUUACGACCGAAGGGGUGAUCGACCUCCACCGAUGAGGCAGAACUAUGAUGAAGAUAGUUGGGGUAGGAGAUGGCCAGAUAACAGAAACACUCCUGAUCGGUUAGACUAUCCCCAGGGUCCACCUAGACGUCCUCCGCGAGAACACAGGCCGCCACACCCAGAUUUUUACCCUGAUCCUCGACAUCCGCUCCCUCCUAACUUUGUCCCUCCGCAUAAACGUCCACCUCCAAUGGGACCUGGUGGUCAACCGCCUGACCAUAUGAGAAAAUAUCCCCGACAAGACCCUUCUCGAAGCAAACCACCAUGGACUGGUUACAAUCGGUGGUAG